AUGCGCCUCACACACGCGCCCUUACUGUCCCUUCUCACCCUCACAACCGCAUCCCUACAACAAACACCCCCACGCGCACCCACCCGCCUCUGGGCAACACACUACAAUGGCAAUGUCUAUACACUUGCCUUCAAUGGCCAUGAUCUGUCCCUCACCGACACGGCCAAGACCUGCGGGGCCAUGCCGAGCUGGUUGACCUUUGACCCAGAGACGCGCACUGUGUACUGUUCUGAUGAGGAUGGCACGGCGGACUCGAGCACGCAUGGCACCUUGUGGGCGUAUCAUGCUGGAAAUAAUGGGAAAUUGCACCAGAUUGCAAAGACGAACACAGUUGGCGGAGGAGUGAAUAGUGUCAUCUAUGAGGGUGGGAAGGGUGGGAAAUACCUUGCCAUCGCUCACUACGAGGGCUCUGCAAUCUCAACUUUUGCCCUUCCUCUCCGCGACAAUCAGCCCGCCGUCCAGGAAUUCCACUUCAACCUGACCCACCCGGGUGCCGUCCCACAGCAAGACGCACCUCACCCGCACGAAGUCUUCCUCGACCCAACCGGCUCGUUCGUUGUGAGUCCCGAUCUGGGCGCUGACCUGCUGCGCGUGUACUCGAUCGAUAGCGGAUCCGGCAAGCUGCAGCAAUGCCCACCGGUCAACAUCACGUUCGGCAACGGUCCUCGCCACGGUGUAUUCUGGACCGAUGGAACGAACAACGAUACGUACUCCGCCAGUACCCAAGAUGGCCGGCCAGAGCACUCGCGCCAGGUCGCAGCCGUCGGCAAGACGAUGAUGUACCUUGCGAACGAGAUUGGCGGCACAGUUGACGUCUUUGACGUUGCCUAUGCGCGAUCGGGAUGUCUCUCGUUCCAAAAGACGCAGACCAUGGUGCCGUAUACGAACGGCACAAUGCCCAAGGGUGCGACCCCGGCCGAGAUCCGGAUGAUCGGAAAUGCGCUCUACGUCUCUAUUCGCACUGAUCAAGGCUUCGCCCCGAAUGAUAGUAUCGUCACUCUGGAUCGCUCGCCGCGCACUGGAGCUGUGACGCUCCGGAAUAAGACUUCCUCUUAUGGUAAGGUGCCACGGACGUUUACGAUCAACCGGGCUGGUGAUCUGGUUGCGAUUGGAAACCAGGCCACAUCGACCGUCGCAAUUGUGCGCCGGGACCGGGAAACCGGAAACCUAGGCGAGGAGAUCGCGGUGCUGCAGGUUGGAGAGCCAGGCAAGGUUGGUAGUGCCGAGGGACUGAGCAGUGUGAUCUGGGAGGAGUGA
Messenger RNA from Penicillium daleae, 1257 nucleotides. RefSeq names its product lactonase family protein. The coding region runs from base 1 to 1257 and encodes 418 amino acids. Lineage: Eukaryota; Fungi; Ascomycota; Eurotiomycetes; Eurotiales; Aspergillaceae. The transcript has 2 exons. The record is from RefSeq and is a predicted model, not a curated record. Gene Ontology annotation, molecular function: 6-phosphogluconolactonase activity; protein binding.